CAUUCUCCGCAGGCCCUGGGGGGUCACUGUCUGGGGGGCACGGGCGGAUGGGGAGGCGCCAGGAAUCGGGGUGAGCCGAGGCAGGUGGCUGGAGGAGAGCUUCGUGCCGUCGGGCAGCUCCCUGACCCUCGGGCGGCCUCCACCCCCCAUGGGUGCCCUGGUGAGAGCCGCCCUGGUCCUGACGCUGCUCGAACCGGCGUGUCUACUGACCCAGGAGCCCCGGGGUCGUCCGACCGUCGCGCCCGCCCCCAGCCUCCACGUCCAGUUCGACCCCUGGAGGAUGAACUUGACCUGGGCCUGCGGCGACAACACGACCGCCGUCCAGUGCGGGAUGUGGACCCGGAAAAGGGGGCCCGUGACCAUGAGGCUCCAGAAGCUCCGCUGCCACUGCGCGUUCCCCGCCGCCGUCCUCCACCAGGGGGCGACCUUCUCCGUCACCGCAAACGUGGGCCCCAGACCCGUCACCGAGGAGCUGGACUUCGCCAACCCGGGUGGGCAGGGCACAGCGGCCCGCAACGUCUCGUGCCUCAUCUACCGGGCGGAUUUCAUGAACUGCACGUGGGCCAGGGGUCCGGCCGCCCCGGAAAACGUCCAGUACUUUCUGCACAUCAGAGACCUGCAGUCAGGGAGCACGAGGGAAUGUCCCUAUUACCUGAGAGACGCAAAGGCCACCCACGUGGGAUGUCACCUCCAAGGGGCCACGGAAUUCCGUUCGGAGAUUUACAUCCUCGUCAACGGCACCAGUCCCAGCGCAGGCAUCCAGUUCUUCGACGAUAGGUUGAUAUUAAAGACAAUAGAAAUCUAUGACCCCCCUGGCAACAUCACCGUCCACUGCAACGCCUCCACGUGCCUCGUCCAGUGGGACACCCCCAGGAUCCGCGUGUUCCUGUCCAACUUGGAGAUGGAGUACCAGCUGGACAUCCACAGACAGAACAGUAUGCAGCCCAGUGACCAUCAGCUGGUGGAGGUAUCUGGUGGCCAGGGAAAUCAAUACACGUUUCCAAAACCACUGCCCAGAGCCAAGCACACCGUGCGAAUGCGGGCGGCCGACUCCCGGGUCCUGGAGUGGGGUCCCUGGAGCCAGCCCGUGGAGUUUGGCUCCGAAGAAUGGCUGUCCACCGCGGCGUUUGUCUCCAUGGUCAUGCUGGGCACCCUCGCCUGCGCCUUGGUCUUCCUCUACCUUUUCUACAGGUUUGUUGGGGUGCCCAUUCCUCGCGUCAAAGAUAAAGUGAACAAUGACUAUCUCACCGAUGAUGAGAUCAUCUGGGAGAAAUUUACCCCACCCGCCGGGAAAGGGGACACCGAAGAGAUCUUUUCCGUGGAGGAGGUUGAAGAGUCCACGGCAAAGGUGUGAAUCUCAGAGGCCUCCAGCUCCCGUGUCCUUUUGGAAUCUUUGCGGAAUUUUUGUUUUGUUUUGUUUUGUUUGGGGCUGUUUUUUUGGGUUUUUUGGUAUUGUUUUCGGAUUAUUUCUUUUUGUGUGUCGUCGCCCGAAGAUAUGUUUUCUCAACGGAUGUUUAUUUUUUUAAUUUAAAAAUAUUUUUUUAUUGAUCUUUUUAGACGGAGAGGAAGGGAGUGGGAGAGAAACGUUGAUGAAAGGAGGGACCUUGUAUGCAUGUGGAUGCGUAUCCCCUGGGCAUAUAGACAAUCGUGUGGUGGAGGCCAGGGAGGGGUGGGGUGGUGGGAGGAGGGGCAUUGGGGUAAGAAGGUCUGCAAUACCUUUCGACAACUAAGAUAAAUUUUUUACUUUUUAUUAUUUUUUUAAAAUUUUUUUUCAUGAUUGAUUAAGGUAUUACAUUUGGGUCCUUAUCCCCCCCAUUCACCCCCCGAACCCCGUAAUCAUGCCCUCGCCCCUCCGACAUCUGUGUCCAUUGGUUUGAUGGUCUGAUCGAUGCCGCUUCUGUCCCCGGAUCUGUUUUUGUUCAUCGGUGUACGUUGUUGACUAGAUUCCGCAAAUGACUUGAGAUCCUGCGAUAUUUAUCUUUCUCCGAACGGGCGUACUUUGCAUCGACCGAAAAUCAUAAAAUGUUUUUAAAAUCAUUAAGAGUU
Myotis myotis is the source of this 2046-nucleotide messenger RNA. RefSeq names its product colony stimulating factor 2 receptor subunit alpha (gene CSF2RA). Gene Ontology annotation, molecular function: protein binding; cytokine receptor activity. Gene Ontology annotation, cellular component: external side of plasma membrane. NCBI's taxonomy places the organism in Eukaryota, Metazoa, Chordata, Mammalia, Chiroptera, Vespertilionidae. The coding region runs from base 149 to 1354 and encodes 401 amino acids. The record is from RefSeq and is a predicted model, not a curated record. Gene Ontology annotation, biological process: cytokine-mediated signaling pathway. The transcript is spliced from 12 exons.